Tinamus guttatus (white-throated tinamou) is the source of this 1397-nucleotide messenger RNA. Lineage: Eukaryota; Metazoa; Chordata; Aves; Tinamiformes; Tinamidae. The record is from RefSeq and is a predicted model, not a curated record.
AUGGGGGUACAUAAUUACAUUUGUGCAUUGUGUGGAAAAAGAAGGAAGAUCUUGGGUAUUAACACAGGUUAUGAAUCAGUGCUUCAGAUUGUCCUCAACUGGCAGCAAGAGGAUCGGAGGUGGCAGUUUGUUGUGGUGGUAGCCCGCAAGACGCUUGGCAAGAAGGAGCAGAAACCCUCACCAAAGUUUUCCUCCUGUUUUUCAGGUAAAGGUGAUGUGUUUGGUGAUAUCUUCUGGAAAGAAACUAGUCUAGCCCACGCAUGUGCCAAUGUUCGGGCUCUGACAUACUGCGAUUUACAUAUUAUUAAACGAGAAGCCUUGCUUAAAGUGCUGGACUUCUAUACUGCGUUCGCCAACUCCUUCUCGAGGAAUCUCACGCUCACCUGCAAUCUGAGGAAGCGGAUCAUCUUCCGGAAAAUCAGCGAUGUCAAGAAGGAAGAAGAGGAACGCCUGCGCCAGAAGAACGAGGUGACGCUGAGCAUCCCUGUGGACCACCCUGUGCGGAAACUCUUCCAGAAGUUCAAGCAGCAAAAGGAGAUGCGCAAUCAAGGCUCAACCCACAUCGACCCAGAGAGGAACCAGCUGCAGGUGGAAAGCCGCACCAUGCAGAACGGGGCCUCCAUCACGGGCACGAGCGUGGUCACCGUGUCUCAGAUCACGCCGAUCCAGACUUCCCUGGCCUACGUGAAAACCAGCGAGGCCGUGAAGCAGAACAACCGGGAUGCCAUGGAGCUCAAGCCAAACGGAAACGGAGACCAGAAGUGUCUCAAAGUGAACAGUCCCAUGCGGGUGAAAAAUGGGAACAGCAAAGGGUGGCUUCGGCUAAAGAACACCAUGGGGACCCAUGAGGAGAAAAAGGAAGACUGGAAUAAUGUCACAAAGGCUGAGUCCAUGGGCUUGCUGUCCGAGGACCCCAAGUGCAAUGACUCCGAGAAUGGUGUAAAUAAAAACCCACUGAGGAAAACGGACUCUUGUGACAGUGGAAUCACAAAAAGUGACCUUCGUUUGGAUAAAGCUGGUGAGACUCGCAGCCCUCUGGAGCAUAGCCCCAUCCAGGCUGAUGCUAGGCAUCCUUUCUACCCUAUUCCUGAGCAGGCCUUACAGACCACCCUGCAGGAAGUCAAGCACGAACUCAAAGAAGAUAUCCAGCUGCUAAGCAGCAGGAUGGCUGCCCUUGAGAAGCAGGUGGCAGAAAUUUUAAAAAUAUUGUCUGAAAAGAACGUACCCCAGAUCUCGUCCCCCAAGUCACAUUUAUCACCCCAGUUACCCUCCCAAAUACCCUGUCAGGAUAUUUUUAGUGUUUCAAGGCCUGCAUCACCCGAAUCAGAAAAAGAUGAAAUCCACUUUUAACAUAUACUUAUGUUUAUAUAUGUAUACAGUAUAUAUGCAGAGGUGUA